AUGGGUGGAGAAGCCCCGCAUCUUGCCCCCACAGCUUCCAAGGGCAUCCCCAUACUAGCGGAUCGCCCGGUCGGCCAACGGAUCACGAAGCUCUACACCGACCGAUUGAAACAGUUUACCGCAACAGGCCAGUAUGAAGGCCAAAACCUGGUCUCGAAGUAUUUCGAAGCAGUCAACUCAGACGAAGACCAUGUCAAGUUAUCCGUAUACUCGGUUCCCGACCUACAGCGGCCCACCUUCGAGGAAGCAACGUCCCAUGAAUUCAAGCCCACUCAUAUCGGAGCAUCCUUUGGACCUAGCUGGUCGACUCAUUGGUUCCGGAUCAAGCUGACCGUGCCAGCGGAUAUGCGUAAGAAGGAACGAUUGGAGUUCCACUGGGAUGCCAAUAAUGAGGGCAUGGUGUGGACGGAGAAUGGCCACCCGCUUCAAGGUCUGACUGGAGGCGGCGAGCGAGUCGAAUGGAUCAUCCCCGAUGCGUGGCGUGAUGGUAGAGAGCACACAUUCUACAUCGAGAUGGCAUGUAACGGCAUGUUUGGAAAUGCCCCUGGGGGUGAUUCUAUCCAGCCUCCCAGGCCGGAUAAAUACUACCAGCUGAGCAUGGCCCGUAUCACUGCUGUUAAUUUGGAGGCACGGGCACUCUACUAUGAUUUCUGGAUCAUAGGCGAUGCGGCUCGUGAGUUCCCCGGUAACUCAUGGGAGGCACAUGAGGCCAACGUAAUUGGUAAUGCCAUGAUCGAUGCUUUCAUUGCAGGCGAUGGAAGCCAAGAGUCUAUUCUUGAAGCUCGCAAGAUCGGCCAGAAAUAUCUUGGUGAGAAAGUAGAUUCUGCGGAGGUCUACAAGGCGGAUACCAAUCCAUAUGUAUACGCUAUCGGCCACUGCCACAUUGACACUUGCUGGUUGUGGCCUUGGGCCGAGACUAAGCGUAAGGUCGCGCGAUCGUGGUCGAACCAGUGCGACUUGAUGGAUCGAUAUCCAGAACAUAGAUUCACUGUCUCUCAGGCUCAGCAGUUUAAAUGGCUGCACAAGUAUUACCCGACCGUCUUCGAUCGUGUGAAGCGCUGGGUGCGAAAGGGCCACUUCCAACCGAUUGGUGGAAGCUGGGUUGAGCACGAUACCAACAUGCCUAGUGGUGAAUCCCUAGUGCGACAGUUUCUGUACGGACAGCGGCUGUUUGAAACUUAUUUCGGGAAACGAUGUACUACAUUCUGGCUACCCGACACUUUUGGAUACUCUACACAAAUUCCCCAGAUCUGCCGACUGGCUGGAAUGAGUCGUUUCUUCACACAGAAGCUCAGUUGGAACAAUAUCAACAACUUCCCGCACACCACCUUCCAAUGGGUUGCUCUGGAUGGCAGCCAGGUUGUAUGUCACAUGCCGCCCUCGGAGACAUAUACUGCUUCAGCCCAUUUCGGCGAUGUCAAACGCAGUAUCUCGCAACACAAGUCCAUGGAUACGGACAAGUCUUCUCUACUGGUGUUCGGCAAGGGAGAUGGUGGUGGUGGUCCCACUUUCGAACAUCUUGAGAAACUCCGCCGAUGCCGCGGUCUCAGUGAUAAAGUCGGGACUCUCCCACGUGUAAAGAUGGGUGAUUCGGUCGACGACUUCUUUGACAAGCUGGAGGCCAAAGCAGCCAGUGGCACUGAGUUCGCAACUUGGUACGGUGAGCUUUAUUUUGAGCUUCAUCGUGGCACAUAUACCACGCAGGCAAACAAUAAGCGCAACAACCGCAAGUCGGAGUUCUUGUUGCGGGAGAUUGAGCUGCUGGCCACGUUAGCUACACUCAGUGGCUCAGAUGAUGCCUACAGAUACCCCAAAGAAGAGAUUGAUCAAAUGUGGGAAGGUACUCUGCUUUGUCAGUUCCAUGAUUGUUUGCCAGGUAGCUCCAUCGAGAUGUGCUACGAUGACUCUGACGAGCUCUACGCUGGAAUCUUCAAGACCGGUGCUAAGCUGCGCCAGGAUGCGCUUGCUGCGCUUGGAGUAAGCCAUACCGCUGGCAAGAAGGACUUGGUGAUUCUCAACACUCUUCCUUGGACUCGCUCCGAGGUUGUCAAGAUUCCUCAAUCUUUAAUCACUGCAAAUGGGUCGAAAUACGCCCUCGUUGAUGGCUCUACUGGAGUAGUCUCGUGCAAGUCUGUUGACUUCAAGACUACAAAUGCUGUGACUGUCGCUGAAACAAGCCCCGGUAUCUUCCGUCUGGCCAAUGGCAAGCUGCGAGUUGAUGUCCAGGAUGGUGUCAUCACAUCCUUGUUUGACCUUGAAGCAAAGAGAGAAGUUAUUGCACCUGGUGGCAAGGGUGGCCAGCUGGUCAUUUUCGAUGACAAGCCUCUUUACUGGCAGGCCUGGGAUGUUGAAGUCUUCCACUUGGAUUCACGAAAGGAACUCCCUCGCAGCAAGACCGUCAUCGCUGAGAAUGAUCCCCAUCGAGUCAGCCUGGUGACGGAGACUAAAAUCAGUGACAAGAGUUGGAUCAAGACCACUAUCAGUCUUUCCGCGUCAGUUUCAUCCGAACCCUCAUUCGUCGAGUUUGAGAGCGAGGUAGAAUGGCAGGAAACCAUGAAGUUCCUGAAGGUCGAGUUUCCAGUCGAUAUCACCAACACCGAGGCAUCCUACGAGACUCAAUAUGGAAUCAUUCGUCGCCCGACUCACUAUAAUACAAGCUGGGACAUGGCCAAGUUCGAAGUGUGUUGCCACAAAUGGGCCGAUCUAUCAGAGAACGGAUACGGUGUCUCCAUUCUCAACGACUCUAAGUACGGCUUCGCGACAUGUGGAAACCUCAUGCGCCUCUCGUUGCUCCGUGCCCCGAAGGCUCCAGAUGCUCAUGCGGAUAUGGGCCGCCAUCACAUUCGCUAUGCUAUCUUCCCCCACGCUGGCGCCCUGGACGAGCGCACAAUCCGUGCAGGAUACAACUUCAACCACCCGCUCGCAGUUGAAGAGGCUAGCUCGCAGAUUGCCACAAGCCAGGCUGCAUUCAAGAGCCUGUCUAUUCACGGUGGCUCGUCUAUCAUCCUAGAUGUUGUGAAACGCGGCGAAGAUGAUGAAGAUGUUAGUGUGGGUGGACUCCCUAUCCGUCCUGGUAAGAGCGUGAUCCUGCGUUCCUACGAGUCGCUUGGUGGUAAGGCUCGAGGAACCAUUCGCAGUACCCUUCCUGUGAAACGGAUCUGGAAAUGCAAUAUCUUGGAGGAUGAUGGAGAGGAGCUCGAGAUUCAGGAAACGGACGAGGGAAUUGCAGUUGAUAUUGAACUGAGGGCUUUUGAGGUCGCUACUUUCCGCUUGCAGCUGUAA
Molecule: messenger RNA, 3282 nt
Organism: Penicillium malachiteum
Lineage: Eukaryota; Fungi; Ascomycota; Eurotiomycetes; Eurotiales; Aspergillaceae
Gene: ams1
Product: alpha-mannosidase
Exons: 2
Coding region: 1-3282 (1093 amino acids)
Biological process (GO): oligosaccharide catabolic process; mannose metabolic process
Cellular component (GO): fungal-type vacuole membrane
Molecular function (GO): alpha-mannosidase activity; carbohydrate binding
Source: RefSeq, a predicted model, not a curated record